CGCGACGGAGCCGGAGCGAGGGUGACCGCCCGCGGGGGACACCGUGCCGUGCCGCUGGCCUCGGAGGACUUUUACUAUAAUUACCAUCAUUGUUAUUAUUAUUGGGUUUUUAAUUUUUUUUUUUAUUCUUUCGCGGGGCAGCGGUUUUUUUCCUCCUCUUUCGGCGCGGUGGAAAACACACGUUUUAGACCAAAAUCCCAAACCAGCCCAUCCAUCCUCUUUGCUUUGCGCUUCGCAGCAACUUGGAGCCCGUUAAUUGCACUUGGCGAUGGAUGAGUUCCACCCCUUCAUUGAGGCGCUGCUCCCCCACGUCAGGGCCUUUGCCUACACCUGGUUCAACCUGCAGGCCCGCAAGCGCAAGUACUUCAAGAAGCAUGAGAAGAGGAUGACGAAGGAUGAGGAGAGGGCGGUGAAGGACGAGCUGCUGAGCGAGAAGCCAGAGGUGAAGCAGAAGUGGGCCUCGCGCCUCCUGGCCAAGCUGCGCAAGGACAUCCGGCCCGAGUGCCGCGAGGACUUUGUGCUCUCCAUCACAGGCAAGAAGCCCUCGUGCUGCGUCCUCUCCAACCCCGACCAGAAAGGCAAGAUGCGCCGCAUCGACUGCCUGCGGCAGGCGGACAAGGUGUGGCGGCUGGACCUGGUCAUGGUCAUCCUUUUCAAAGGGAUCCCACUGGAGAGCACCGACGGCGAGCGCCUGGUCAAGUCAGGCCAGUGCACCAACCCCAUCCUCUGUGUCCAGCCCCACCACAUCAGUGUCUCUGUCAAGGAACUCGACCUCUACCUGGCGUACUUCGUCCGUGAGAGAGAUGCAGAGCAGAGCAGCAGCCCUCGGACAGGCAUUGGCUCGGACCAGGAGGACAGCAAACCCAUCACUCUGGAUUCAACAGACUUCCAGGAAAGCUUCGUCACCUCGGGGGUAUUCAGUGUCACCGAGCUCAUCCAGGUGUCCCGAACGCCAGUGGUGACAGGCACAGGGCCAAACUUCUCCCUGGGGGAGCUGCAGGGCCACCUGGCCUAUGACCUGAACCCCUCCAGCACCGGCAUGAGGAGGACACUGCCCAGCACCUCCUCCAGCGGGAGCAAACGGCACAAGUCAGGGUCCAUGGAGGAUGACAUCGACACCAGCCCUGGGGGCGAGUACUACACCUCCUCCAACUCCCCCACCAGCAGCAGCCGCAACUGGACAGAAGACAUGGAAGGGGGCAUCUCCCCCACCGUGAAGAAGACAGAGAUGGACAAGUCCCCCUUCAACAGCCCGUCACCCCAGGACUCCUCACCCCGGCUGAGCAGCUUCACACAGCACCACCGUCCCGUCAUCGCUGUGCACAGUGGUAUCGCCCGAAGCCCGCACCCGUCGUCUGCGCUGCAUUUCCCCACCACCUCCAUCCUUCCCCAGACGGCCUCCACUUACUUCCCGCACACGGCCAUCCGGUACCCGCCUCAUCUCAACCCGCAGGACCCACUCAAAGAUCUCGUCUCGCUGGCCUGCGACCCGUCCAACCAGCAGCCCGGACCGUUAAAUGGAAGUGGUCAAGUGAAAGUGCCCAGCCACUACCUGCCCACGCAGAUGCUGGCGCCGCCACCUCCCCCCGGCAUGCCCCGCUUGGCCGUCUCUCCUGACACCAAAUCCACCACGACAACUUCCGAGGGAGGGACGACCUCGCCGACAUCACCCACCUACUCUGCACCAGGCACGCCCCCUGCGAACCGUUCCUUCGUGGGAUUAGGACCAAGGGAUCCUGGGAGUAUCUAUCAGGCACAGUCCUGGUACCUGGGAUAACCGCCGCCGUGCCGCCCCUUCGCCUCCCUUCUCCUCUGCUUUAGGCACCCCCAGAGGAACAUCCCCGUCCCCGAGCACCAGGCCCAGCCUUGCGGUGACGACGGAGAGCGCGGCCUCACGACAACGACGACGACGACGACGACAACGACAAGCAAACCCAAACCCGAAGGAAAGAGCGAGGGAAAGGAAGAAGGACAAUGGUCAAACUGUUUUAAAAUGGGAAAAAAAAAAAAAAAAACAAACAAAAAACAAACAAACCAACAACCCAUCCCAGGAGGACCUUUCCCCCCACCCCGGCGAUGCGCCAGAAAACAAAGAAACAGGAAAAAAAAAAAAAGAGAGAAAGAAAAAAACACUAUUAUUUACCCCGUCGGCCGGCGCCGCGCUGAGACCUGACACAAGUCGUGCCAGCAAUGCCUCCCGGAGCGGCUGCAGGGCCACGGCGCCGAGCCCCGCCGGCCGCUCGCCGAAUAUGCAAACGGCUUUGACUCUCUCGUUCUCUAUGUGAGUAAAAAAGAUCAAAACCUCCUCCGCCGACCCCCUCGGCCCAGACUGUCGGGGGGCCCCGGGGCUGGGGCGCGGCGGGGCGGGGAACCCCUCCUGCCGCAGCCCCGCGGACCGGGUGUGCCCGCGGUCGGGGCGGGCGAUGUUCUGUGCUGUGCGAGCUCCUCGGGGACGGUGACAUCGUGCUGCAGUGACACGGUGACGGUUAUCGGUGGCACGGAGACACGGUGGCACAGUGGAUCGAGGGGGUGGCACAGGAGGAGGGGGCUUGUGACCACAGAGGGUGCACGGGCACGGCCAGAGAUGGUCGCCGCGGCGGUGGCACCUCGGUUCCCGCGCGGUCACGGUGUCGGGACUCUCCCACCGCGGCCCAAACAUCACAGCGGCGGUGGCACCGCGAUUCCACCGGGGGCACGGCAUGGGGACUGUCGCAGCCCGGCCCCCAUGGUUCCCGGGUAGCCGCUGUCGCGCCGGGGCACCGGUCACAAUCUCUCUGGUCGCCUUCCUCCCCCAAGCCCGGCCGGGGCCACGCGUGUCCCUGUGUCCCCCGGCGUGUCACCGCGCCCGGGGGUCCCGUGGGGCUGGGGGGGCGUGCAUCCUGUGUUUGAGCUAUGCAUUCCUGUGGACAGGUACCAGGUGGGAGGCAGGAGAGGGUGCGCUUGUGUUGCACAUUUUGUAGGAAAUGCACUUUUAAGAGGGAAUCGUCUAAAAAAAAAAAGAAAAGAAAAGAAAAAAAAAGAAAAGAAAAGAAAAAAGAGAGAAGAGAAGAAAAGAAAACAAAAUCACAAAAAAAGGAAGAGGAAGAGGAGGAGGAGGAGUCCCCGGCACUGGCUUGCUGGGACGGCUGGUUUGGGGUUUUUGGGUUUGGUGGUUUUGUUUUUUUGGUUGGUUUUUUGGUGGGUUUUUUUGUUUGUUUGUUUGUUUGGUUUGGUUUGGUUUAUGUUUUUUUGUUUGGUUGGUUUUUUGUUUGGUUUUUUUUUUUUUGUUUGUUUUUUGUUUUGUUUUGGGGUGGUUUUUUUUUUGGUUUUUUGGUUUUUUGUUUGUUUGUUUUUGCAUACAGAAGGAUGGAACAAAGAAGCCCGAGCGACGGCGAGGCUAGAACCAGCCCCCCGGAGCCCCUCGAAGUCCCCCGGUGUCCCCGGCAGCCCCUGACCCCGUGUCAAGUGCCUGAACUGCGGCGGGGAGGGGUCCCGGCCUUCCCGGAGGAGCCCCCGGCCGGGGGCAGCGCGGGAGGAAGCGCUCGGCCGUCCCCGUCCCGUGCGGUGACAGCGUGGCCGGGAAGGGGACGCAGGGACGUGGCAGUGCCUUAGAGCAGAGGGACUCCCGCUACGGCCGAGGCGAGGAGGAGGAAGAGGACGAAGUGCCCGUUGUCCCCAGCGAGACGAGGAGACUGAUCCCCAAAGGAUGUCUGCCUCAGGGGACGCCCGAAGGGUGAUGAUGGAGAGAAGCCACCGUGGGAUGUCCAGGAGCUGGGAAUGUCACCAAGGCCACCGUCGCCACCCCGCCUGGCCCCCUCCCCUGGCACCCAGUGCGCCCCGAGGACCACCGGCAUCGCAUCCCCCAUCCCAGUGGCCCCUGCUUCCCCCCGCUUCCCCCCGCUUCCCACCCCCCGGGUCGGCACAACGAGGCACCAGGGAAAGGGCUGACGCAGGAAAUCCCGGGAGACAGAAAAAUAAUCAAAAAGGACAAGAAAAGGAGAAAACCCACCAAAAAAAAAAAAAAAGAAAAAGAAAAAAGAAAAAGGAAAACACAACAAAAAAAAGUGCUCGGCGGAGAGGGAAACUUGUUUUUUUUAAAAAAAAAAGAUCUGAGAAAAGAAACACAUGGAAAAAAAAGACAAAAAGACAAAAAAAAAAAAAAAAAAAAAAAAAGACAAAUAAA
Messenger RNA from Prinia subflava (tawny-flanked prinia), 4162 nucleotides. It is a transcript of the gene NFIC, whose product is annotated as nuclear factor I C. Gene Ontology annotation, cellular component: nucleus. The record is from RefSeq and is a predicted model, not a curated record. Gene Ontology annotation, biological process: regulation of transcription by RNA polymerase II. NCBI's taxonomy places the organism in Eukaryota, Metazoa, Chordata, Aves, Passeriformes, Cisticolidae. The transcript is spliced from 11 exons. Bases 269 to 1777 code for a protein of 502 amino acids. Gene Ontology annotation, molecular function: RNA polymerase II cis-regulatory region sequence-specific DNA binding; DNA-binding transcription factor activity, RNA polymerase II-specific.